Messenger RNA from Panicum virgatum (switchgrass), 1634 nucleotides. RefSeq lists its product as uncharacterized. Gene Ontology annotation, molecular function: protein binding. The coding region runs from base 84 to 1391 and encodes 435 amino acids. The transcript has a single exon. The record is from RefSeq and is a predicted model, not a curated record. NCBI's taxonomy places the organism in Eukaryota, Viridiplantae, Streptophyta, Magnoliopsida, Poales, Poaceae.
GCUCGUCCCAUCCCCCACCCAAUUUCACGGUCAUCUCUAGACCGUCGUUAGAGUCCAUUGCCAUUGCUUCUCAGCAGAGUUCAAUGAGAUUAGCAUGCAUGGACAACCUCCGCAUAUAUCCCUCCAUCUUUCUACUGCUCUGUUGUGUUGCUGCAAUCGCAGCAUACCCUGCUCGCUCUGAUUUUUUAUCCCACGAGAACCAUCAGUCUGUAUCAUACAGCCCACAACCACAGGAUUUCCCAAAUGAGCGACUAUACCGCGCCUACCUCGUAAUCCAGCGCUUCAAGAGCACCGUCACCAGCGACCCCAAGAACGUCACCGCCACCUGGAUAGGUAAUGAUCUCUGCGGGGAGAAGAGCUACGUGGGUUUCUAUUGCGGAGCACCGUCUGGGCGAGAUAAGUUAACCGUCGCGGCGGUCAUUUUGAAUGGCUACAAUCUACAUGCACCAAAGCUGCAAGGGUUCUUAGAUAAGCUCCCGGAUCUCGCUUUUUUCCAUGCCGCUUCAAACCAAUUUGGUGGCGACAUACCCCGCCUCGCCGGCCUUGCCUACAGUUACGAGCUCGGUGUCAGUAAAGAAAUGCCUGCACGCCCUAUGAUGUGGGGGGGGAGCGGCGGAGUGGCACCGGAGGUUAUUUUCACCAACUGCAUAACUGCGAAAUUUAACUUUACAUUUGACAUUCGAUCUGGCGACAAGAAGCGAGGAGGCAUGAUGCCCCAUGCUACGGAUUCUAAAGCUCUCCUCCUCAAUUACAACAACCUAUCUGGGCCCCUUCCGGCGAACAUUGGCUUCUCCAAGUUGAGCUACCUCGCCCUCGCCAACAAUAAGCUUACGGGGCCAAUCCCACCGUCAAUCGAGCACCUACAAGACUCCCUCUUCGAGCUGCUCCUCCUCAACAACCAGCUCUCGGGCUGCCUCCCCCACGAGCUCGGCAUGCUCCACAAGGCGGCCGUCAUCGACGCCGGCAUGAACCAGCUCACCGGCCCGAUCCCGUCAUCCUUCUCCUGCCUCAGCAGCGUCGAGCAGCUCAACGUCGCCGGGAACCGCCUCUACGGCCCGGUGCCCGACGCGCUCUGCAAGCUCGCCGGGCCCGCCGGCCGCCUCGCCAACCUCACGCUGUCCGGCAACUACUUCACCUCCGUCGGGCCGGCGUGCGCGGCGCUGAUCAAGGACGGCGUCCUCGACGUGAAGAGCAACUGCAUCCCGGGCCUCGCCGACCAGAGGCGCCCGGCGGAGUGCGCGGCGUUCCAGAGCCAGCCCAAGACGUGCCCGGCGGCGAGCACUCCGGUGGCCUGCCCCGCCGCAGCUGCGGCCAAGGGCGAGGUGGCACCGGGGGAGAGGAAGGCUAGGGACUACUCCAGCUACGUGACCUACGCUACUCUGCAUGAGUGAGCGGCCUCAGCUCGGCAUGCAGUAGGAGACAGAUCGUCUCGGUGGCGUUUUGGCUAUUUGUUCUUGUAUUCUUAUGUACUAGUACCGUGUGGUUGGAGUGUUUGCUGUCUAUUUUCUACGCACGUGUUGCUGUCCAGGUUGCUGUCCAACCUAGAUCUAUUUGUAUCCAUUAUAUUUGAGUGAAAAUUUGUUGCCGUUGUUGUAAAGUUUUAUCUGUCAUGGACGUUCGAUAUAUUGCUUAAA